This is a messenger RNA of Ostertagia ostertagi, 2514 nucleotides long. NCBI's taxonomy places the organism in Eukaryota, Metazoa, Nematoda, Chromadorea, Rhabditida, Trichostrongylidae. The record is from the annotation of a GenBank genome assembly.
AUGACGACGAUGGUGAUGUUUCCAUGCAAGGGUGAUGAUGACGAUAGUAGAAGCGGAGUUGCCGUGAAGGUGGAGCCUCCAAAAGGACGUGAGAAAGAUCCUGAGUUUUCGGCACCGAAAGGACAGAAGCUCGUUGAUCUCGACGAUGAGUCUCAUCACAGUGCCGGCAAGGAGAGCGAAGGAAACGUCAUUGAGCAGACACACUAUAUUGUCGUGCCUUCUUACGCAGCAUGGUUUGAUUACAAUGCUGUUCAUCAAAUCGAGAAACGAGCUGUGCCUGAGUUCUUCAAUGGUCGCAACAAAAGCAAAACACCUGAAGUGUAUCUCUCAUAUCGCAACUUUAUGGUCGAUACUUAUCGACUCAAUCCUUUUGAAUAUCUGUCAGCUACGGCAUGUCGAAGAAAUCUUGCCGGUGACGUCUGUUCUAUUGUUAGAGUGCAUUCGUUUUUGGAGCAGUGGGGCUUGAUAAAUUAUCAAGUUGACUCUGAUGCUCGUCCAGCUCCUAUUGCUCCUCCAGCUACAAGCCAUUUUAUGGUAUUGGCUGACACACCAACAGGCGUCCAACCGAUUUGCCCUGUCGUCUCGAGUGUUGUGACGGAGAAGAAAGAAGCUGAAGAUAGUGAGAAGACACCUGUCGAGAAACUAUCCAAUGUGGGCCUUAAGACGGAUCAGUACCAGAAGCAGCUAGCAGCAAUGAAGACGAAAGGGGCUGCACCUGGGCGUGACUGGACAGACCAGGAGACGCUUCUGCUGCUGGAAGGCUUAGAGAUGUUCAAAGACGACUGGAAUAAGGUUUCUGAUCAUGUGGGUUCACGUACACAGGACGAAUGUAUUCUGCGAUUCCUCCAACUUCCCAUUCAAGAUCCUUAUUUGGGCUCUGACGACGCUCCUGGAAGUGGGGAUUCUAUUUUAGAAAUGUGUCCUGGCAAGUCUGGAAUCGCCACGGAUGAGAAAAAGGAAAAGGAUGGCGAUGAAAAAAUGGAGACUGAUGAAGCCAAGCAAGCUGAUGAAGCAACCGCGGAGCGAAACGCCAAAGCUGCCGUGAGCGAAAGCGUUCAAGCUGCCGCCGGAGCAGCUCCUCGCUGCACAGCGUUAAAGAAAGUUUCUGAUCAUGUGGGUUCACGUACACAGGACGAAUGUAUUCUGCGAUUCCUCCAACUUCCCAUUCAAGAUCCUUAUUUGGGCUCUGACGACGCUCCUGGAAGUGGGGAUUCUAUUUUAGGACCGCUGGCCUACCAACCAUUGCCAUUCUCACAAUCUGGAAACCCUGUGAUGUCCACAGUCGCUUUCCUCGCUUCUGUUGUUGACCCAAAAGUUGCGCAGGCGGCCACUAAGGCAGCUAUAGAAGAGGUGCCUUCUCUGGUCCUGGAAGCGCACGCGAAAAAUGUCCAGGCUCAUGAAGAAAAAACUGGGGUACUCGAUGGAACUGUCGCAACCGCGGAGCGAAACGCCAAAGCUGCCGUGAGCGAAAGCGUUCAAGCUGCCGCCGGAGCAGCUCUCGCUGCAGCAGCCGUAAAAGCAAAGCACCUUGCUACAAUUGAGGAGAGGCGUAUCAAAUCGCUUGUUGCUCAGCUUGUGGAGACGCAAAUGAAGAAAUUGGAAAUGAAACUACGUCACUUUGAUGAGUUGGAGCAAAUAAUGGAUAAAGAACGGGAAGGCUGUACGUUUUUAUCUCUUGAGUACCAGAGACAACAGCUUAUUCUCGAACGACAAGCUUUCCAUAUGGAUCAAUUGAGAUAUUUGGAACAGCGCGCCAAGCAUGAGGCGCACAGCAAAAUGGUUGCUGCCGGCCAGUUACCUCCCUCGUUGCCACCUGGUUUCGAGGUUAGUGGACCACCACAACCUACCCCACAAGUGCAGGUUGCAAUCCCACCGGCGCAGGAAGCCCCCGCCCCUGAGAAAACGGAGCCACCACCUGAAGCCACUGCAGCGGCAGCGGCAGCAGCUCGUACUCCAACGCCCGGUCAACCUCCAGUCGUUCAUCAGCCACCGCCGCAGGCUCCGGCUCCUCCACCAGCACAGCCGCCACCCGCUCAGGCAUAUCCUUCUGCCCCUCCCGCAAGUCAGCAGCCUACGUACCCACCGCCGCAGGUAUAUCCUCCGCAGGGUUAUCCUCAGCAACCUCAGGCACAAAGCGCCUAUCAAGGAUAUCCUCCUCAGCAAGGUCAUCCUGGAUAUCCACCUCAGCAAGGUGGUGCACCUGGUUAUUAUGGUCAACCGCGUCCUGGUGCAUAUCCUCCACAACCGCAACCGGGAGGAUAUCCAGCUCAACAACGUCCACCAUAUCAAGGACAACCACCUGCUGGUUAUGCCGCUCAACCGCCACCACAACGUCCAGGUGGCUAUCCUGGUUAUCCUCCACAGGGACAUCCUGGCUACCCUCCACAGCAGUACGCGCCGCCACCUGCUGGCUAUCCACCACAAGCUGCUCAACCCCCACCGUUGGACAUGACUGAUGCUGCGACUCCACCUAUGCAUCAAGGUCAACCGGGUGAAGUUAAGCAGCCAGAGUGA